Messenger RNA from Mesorhabditis spiculigera, 534 nucleotides. NCBI's taxonomy places the organism in Eukaryota, Metazoa, Nematoda, Chromadorea, Rhabditida, Rhabditidae. The record is from the annotation of a GenBank genome assembly.
AUGACUUCGGAAGACCGGGGCACCGGAACGUCUCAUACACCCCGAACACCCAACACAAGACCCACCACGGAGACAACCACCGAAUCCGAUGACCAGACACACCCCGAAACUAUCGAAUACUUACUUGAUUCAUCAGAAGAGGUGGCGACAAACGGCUCGGAGAAAGUGAAAAAGCGUCGGCAGCGUACGCACCCGAAAUCCGUUCCCGGCUACGACAACCCAAAAUUGCUGCGGUGCCGCACCGAAGAUUCGCAGCGGAAGCGGAGGCGCAGAAAUAAGAAGAAACAGCUGAAUACCAUCGAGGCGACACUCAGCUCGGAGAAGAUCAAUCGACGCCAGAAGACGUCAGGAAGUGGAGGGAUACGCAAACGUGUGCAGCCGUCGAUGUCGCAGCAGCAGCAGAUGGACGACUUGAAGAAGCGCCAGGAGAAGAACCGCCUGCUCCGGCAAAGCCUCGAGAAGCGCGCUCGCACGCCCGGGACGGCGGAGCUCGUGCUCGACGCGACGCAGAUCGCCUCGGAAAGCACGAAAGUG